This is a messenger RNA of Phytophthora sojae, 681 nucleotides long. RefSeq lists its product as hypothetical. Lineage: Eukaryota; Oomycota; Peronosporomycetes; Peronosporales; Peronosporaceae. The transcript is spliced from 3 exons. Gene Ontology annotation, molecular function: 2 iron, 2 sulfur cluster binding. The record is from RefSeq and is a predicted model, not a curated record. The coding region runs from base 1 to 681 and encodes 226 amino acids.
AUGUUCCUGCGUCGGACUGCGCGCGCGUUCUCGACCGCCUCGGCAGGCCGCCGCGUGCUGUGCUCGCUGCAGCAGCUGCGGGAUCUCGACGGCAAAGGACUCAAGUUCCCUCUGCACCCGGCGGAGCCGAAGAAAGCGGAGACGACGACUGAUGCGACGACGACUGCGAAGCCUCGUCGCCGUCGAGACCUGACGGCCACUGGCUUCGUUUUCUUCAACGAGAAGACGCAGCAACCUCGAGCGUUUAUCAACAGCAGGUGCCCGCACGCCAUGCUGGAGCUCGACUUUGACGACAGCGACUUCUUCUGCGAAGGUUUCAUCCACUGCAAAGUUCACGCCGCGUUCUUUGACCCCGACACAGGCAUCUGUCUGCAAGGACCCAUUUCCUCGCGUAAAGCUCUGCGGGGUCUGGAUGAACUUCGAGUGGAGAUCGACGGUGACAAUGUCGUGCUGCUGGCUGAGCAGGCCAAGGAGAGGUUUUCGUCGAUGCCCUCUUACGACAGCCAGGAGCCGGAGGCGUACAAGCUCGAGAAACAGCGAGAGCUUGCAGAGGCUCUUUCAAAGCGGUCGGAGACGUCGGAGAUCGAGGCGAUGCAGCAACGUUUGCACGAGAAAACCAUGGCAAGAAUGAAGCAGUUCGAGCAGAAGCAGAGGGAGGCUUUUCGCAAGCCUAAGGAGUAA